This is a messenger RNA of Condylura cristata (star-nosed mole), 1714 nucleotides long. RefSeq names its product wingless-type MMTV integration site family, member 7A (gene WNT7A). Gene Ontology annotation, cellular component: extracellular region. Bases 179 to 1228 code for a protein of 349 amino acids. Gene Ontology annotation, biological process: multicellular organism development; canonical Wnt signaling pathway; neuron differentiation. The transcript has 4 exons. Gene Ontology annotation, molecular function: frizzled binding; cytokine activity. NCBI's taxonomy places the organism in Eukaryota, Metazoa, Chordata, Mammalia, Eulipotyphla, Talpidae. The record is from RefSeq and is a predicted model, not a curated record.
UCCGCGGCUCCCGCGCUCCCGGCGAGGCUCCGGCGCCCGGCGCGGACGGGCACACGGACGGACAGCACCGGGACUCCUCAGCCCGCGCCUCCCGGGCGGGCUAUGUUGAUUGCCCCGCCGGGGCCGGCCCGCGGGAUCAGAGGAGCCCGGCCCGCGGCCCCGGCGGCCAGCGGGGACUAUGAACCGGAAAGCGCGGCGCUGCCUGGGCCACCUCUUUCUCAGCCUGGGCAUGGUCUACCUACGGAUCGGUGGCUUCUCCUCGGUGGUGGCUCUGGGCGCGAGCAUCAUCUGUAACAAGAUCCCAGGCCUGGCCCCCAGACAACGGGCGAUCUGCCAGAGCCGGCCCGACGCCAUCAUCGUCAUAGGAGAAGGCUCACAAAUGGGCCUCGACGAGUGUCAGUUUCAGUUCCGCAAUGGCCGCUGGAACUGCUCGGCGCUGGGGGAGCGCACCGUCUUCGGGAAGGAGCUCAAAGUGGGGAGCCGGGAGGCGGCCUUCACGUACGCCAUCAUUGCUGCGGGCGUGGCCCACGCCAUCACGGCUGCCUGCACCCAGGGCAGCCUGGGCGACUGCGGCUGUGACAAGGAGAAGCAAGGCCAGUACCACCGGGACGAGGGCUGGAAGUGGGGUGGCUGCUCUGCCGACAUCCGCUACGGCAUCGGCUUCGCCAAGGUCUUUGUGGAUGCCCGGGAGAUCAAGCAGAAUGCCCGCACUCUCAUGAACUUACACAAUAACGAGGCGGGCCGCAAGAUCCUGGAGGAGAACAUGAAGCUGGAGUGCAAGUGCCACGGCGUGUCGGGCUCCUGCACCACCAAGACCUGCUGGACCACGCUGCCCCAGUUCCGGGAGCUGGGCUACGUGCUCAAGGACAAGUACAAUGAGGCGGUUCACGUGGAGCCCGUGCGGGCCAGCCGCAACAAGCGGCCCACCUUCCUGAAGAUCAAGAAGCCGCUGUCCUACCGCAAGCCCAUGGACACGGAGCUGGUCUACAUCGAGAAGUCCCCCAACUACUGCGAGGAGGACCCGGUGACGGGCAGCGUGGGCACGCAGGGCCGUGCCUGCAACAAGACGGCGCCCCAGGCCAGCGGCUGUGACCUCAUGUGCUGCGGCCGCGGCUACAACACCCACCAGUAUGCCCGCGUGUGGCAAUGCAACUGCAAGUUCCACUGGUGCUGCUACGUCAAAUGCAACACCUGCAGCGAGCGCACCGAGGUGUACACCUGCAAGUGAGCCCGCCGGCGGCCGCGCCUGCCCCGGGCGGCCGAGGACGCAGGGAGGAGCCCUGAGCCCGCCUCUCCUGCGGGGUGGGGGGCUCCUCGGCGGGCAGGAGCGCCCCAGAGCCCCCCGCGCCUCUCUCCCACCCCCGGGCACCCCGGCGGCCCCCCUCGGGGGCAGAGCGUUCUCAGCAGGAACUCUGGACCCUUGGGCCUCAUCAUAGCAAUAUUUAACAAUUUAUUCUGAUAAAAAUAAUAUUAAUUUAUUUAAUUAAAAAGAAUCCUCUCACCUCGUCGGGAUCCGUUUUCUGCAAUCAAAGUGGACCACUUGCUUUCCUUGCAGGAUGAUUUUGCCGCUAGGACCAGGAGCCAAGUAGAACUGUACAUAAUUAUUCUUUCUGCAGCUACGUCUACUAGUUGAUUUCGCAAGCACCCCCUCGCAGUGCCGCUGUUUAAGUACAAGAACAGACGUCCUCGCGACGUAACUAGCUAUAUAUAUAUA